This is a messenger RNA of Penicillium angulare, 990 nucleotides long. Its product is annotated as fungal specific transcription factor domain-containing protein. Bases 1 to 990 code for a protein of 329 amino acids. The transcript has 4 exons. The record is from RefSeq and is a predicted model, not a curated record. NCBI's taxonomy places the organism in Eukaryota, Fungi, Ascomycota, Eurotiomycetes, Eurotiales, Aspergillaceae.
AUGCCUUGCAUGUGUUACAGCAAAGGCCGAGAUUGUUACUAUCAGCCCAGUCGCCGGGGUGGAGCUCGAAGAGGCGCUCGAUAUACCGAAUCAUUGCAUCGUCGUGAUACAUCUGAUAAUAGCUCGCCGAAAAAGCCAACCCCUGCUCCCGCCUCGCUGUCAGAUGCUACAGAAAGUAUAGAUCCCUUCUUAGAGAAUACGAUUGGACUGUUGACUCCCUUUUUGGGAUUCAAUAACCUCGAUCAAUCAUCGGAUAUACUACCUGAUGCUGGCGAAGCUGUUCAAUUGUGGGGACAGCUAACUCCAGCUGAAGAUGGCUCUUUUGUCCCCGGAUCCAUCAUUGACACAGAUCUACCUGCUAUUCGGGUAUAUACAUCUGAGCAAGACAUUCUUAAUGCUUAUUACAUCUACAUGCACCCUUAUUUCCCAUUACUACCACCUUCUCCAGUGCCAAUAUACGAAGAUCGUUCCACUCAUUUCCAACGGUCAAUCGAAAAUAUGGAACCCAACAGGGCCGAUUUACCCUAUUGGCCAAUUUCCUCACUGGGUCUAGCCCUCUCUGCCAUCCUCGUGCUCAUACCACCCAUGCAUCAAUCAUCUAGAAAUGAGGCAUCAAUUCUUGCGAGGCGUUCAUAUGCCCAGUUCUUUGCGCAAGCAGCUAUUUCUAGCUCGGAGAAAGAGCUUGAUGAUAUCGGUCCCGCAUCAAACAUUGGUACGAUGGAUGCUAAUAUCUCUCAAGAACGAAGUUCAUUUCACUCGCAUGUGCCUCAGCAGCUGGAUCCCAUUUUAGCGCUUGUUGUACUUGCUAUUUAUGAACAUUCUCAACGGGGGAAUAUUUCUCGGAUGCGUGCUCGUGUUAAUAAUGCUGUGACUACAGCAAUGGAUAUCUCGCUGCAUAACCUUGGCUCAACGGAGACGGAGUUCUCAGAUGCCCAGCGACGUGCUUGGUGGAUGACUGUACGCACUCUCCACAUAUACAUCUCUCUUUGA